AAGUGGUGCCGUGUUAAAACAUUUUUAUUGCGUUGCAAAUUGAUGUCUACCGUGUAGCACAAUAUCACUGUGCCAGCGCAAACGAUACGCUUCCGAGUGGAGGACAAAACGAUGCAAGCGUGUCCAUUCCCACAAUGAUAGCGUAAUUGUUUGGCCCAUAUAUCCAAGCCUUAACACGGGCCGAAGAGCAAACACCUCAAUUGCUCAAUAAGCCCGAGGAUAUAGCGUCAAUGUUGUUGGCAACGUGUACGUCGAUCUCAUCGAGUUGAUCAAACAAACAAACAAUGAAAUUCCAAUAAAUAAAUUCAAUAAAAGAUUCGACAAUGGGAGUGAAAUGAGACAUGUACACGACAUCGAAUGACCACCGUGACGGUCAGAGAAGAAAGCAUGGCGAUGAUCUCAUCAACAGUAGAAGAUUAAAACGAGAGCAUUGUACAGGAUUGAUUUUGUUGGUUUUGUUUAUUAUCAAAGAGCAGGCUAUCCUAUUUAAAGCCUUGAAAGCCUCAUUUACCAAAUUUUCAAUAUAUGAAAUGUUUAAACGAAUCGAUACAGGCCACAAUAAAACGAUCGGAUAAGUUGAAGCUAUUUGCUUUUUAACGUUAGUUUAAUCUCCUAAUCACUUACUUCAAUGUUUCCCUAGUCUUUUUUCUAGCAGACCGAGAUUGGAAAACAACCAUAACGAAUUUCCCCGUUCUCCUGCAGCCAAUGAAAGGAGAACUUUGGUGGCGAAAUGUCUUCGUGGGGGUUCUGCUUCGUCAGACGACUAACCGUUCUGCUUCGUCAGAAGACUAACCGUUCUGCUUGCUGAGCGCUGUAAGUAGUACCCUACUUACUGUCCUCCAUUUAACAAUAAGAUACGAAAACCGUUACGGUAUUGCCGCCGUGUGUAAUCACAUUUUAAGUGCUUAGUUAAUUGUGCAAAAAGCUGCUAAAUGAUGCGUCGGAUUGCGGAGGGAUUACCUAUGUAAUUAUUCAAAUGCGUAUUAUUAAGUGCAUGUGGGCCGCAUUGUAUUAAGAGCAUUAACAAACAACUAGCCAAGAAAGUACUUUUGUCUCUUAUCGAGUAAUGCACAUCAACAUGGAUUCACUCUUAUCAGCACCGAAUAACGUAACGUGUUUUCUAACGCGACGGAAUUUUAAAUUUGGCUUUUACUUUUACGGUUGUACAUAGCCAACUAUUUCGAAAUCUGCUGAAUGGGUAUUUAUCGAUUCUAAGUAGUUGAAGUACAAUCUUCACGAAGAAAUGCAUUGCUAGCCUGUGACUCGCCAUCUCUUUGUGUCAACAAAACAUUGACUGUGAGAUAAUGAAUGGAUAGAUAAAAUAGAAGUUAUUACACACAAGUGAUGGCUAACACAAUUCUUUAGUUAGAUGUUUCCUAUCCACUGUACAAGGUGAGUGGAAAACAAUCGGUAAAAAAAAGUAGUUCUCCAAACCGAAAAAAUUCUCUGCUUGAAAACCACAAAUCCAGCGGACGUUCCAACAAUGUCGAAUCAACAAACGGAGGGCUCGUUCGAAAACCCGUGCCCGCGAAAUUACCAACUGGAACUGUACAAAUAUGCGUGUCGUGAAAAUACCGUCGUGUAUCUUCCGACGGGCUCGGGCAAGACGAUGAUCGCUGUACUGCUCAUACGAGACAUGGCCGCUCAAGUUAAAAAGCCGUUGAUAGAAGGUGGACGCCGUAUUAUUUUUCUUGUACCAACUGUCGUUUUAGCCAAACAGCAAUCCAGCUACAUCCGGCGUCACACGUGCCUGGAAAUUGGCGAAUAUUACGGCGAAUUGGGCGUAGAUCUAUGGAGAGGAGAUCGGUGGACAAAAGAGUUGGAUAAAAACAACGUUUUGGUUAUGACGGCUCAAUUGUUCGUCAACGCAGUACAUCAUGGCUUCAUUAAAGUUGGCAGUAUCGCUCUGUUGGUAUUCGACGAGUGCCAUAGAGCUGUUAAAGACUCGCCCAUGAAGCAAGCGUUGACCGUAGUGAAUGAAAUCUGCGGGCGCAACGGAGCAAAUAGAGCACCGCGCAUAUUGGGUCUGACUGCCGCCCUUUUCCUAGAGAAAUGCAAGCCAAGGGCUGUGUCAAAAAUCAUCAGCCAGCUGAAAACCAACAUGAAAGCUUGCAUUCGUACAGCGGAUCCGCACAAGAUUGAGGGAUAUUCUACAAAACCGAUAGAAAUCAUCUGUGAAUAUUCACAGACAAAUGCCGAGACAGCCUGGCUUUCGUCACACAUUCAAGAAUUGUUGGACGGUUGCGUAAUGCAGUUACGCGAAAACUUGCACACAAAUGCAGGCUGUCCAGAAGAACUGAUUGAUAUCAUACGAGAAAUCAAAGUUCUGACUACAAUUUUUGGUCCAUACGGUACCAAUCAUACAGUGUCAAUUUUUACCAAAGAAAUCCAACGGCUAGGAUUUCAAUCAACUAAAGUUUUGCAGCAAGGAAGAUUCUUUCAGUUAGUGCUAGAUAUGUUGGAGGAAAUAGGAAACGUAUGCGAACAAAUUUUUGGCUCUCUUAGCCCGCUCGAGCGCCUCCGCCUUUUCACAACCCCUCAUGUUACGCGCUUGAUGGAUAUUUUGCGCCGCUUCGGCCCUCAAAAAUCUGGCCAGUACAUCCCGCUAUGCAGCAUUGUAUUUGUCGAUCGCCGGUCUUCUGCAAACGUUUUGUAUCACAUACUUCGAGCUGCGAGUAAAUGCGAUCCGGAGCUUUCCUACUUAACGCCACUGUUUACGAUGGGUCAGGCUUCAGGAAAGCCCAAAGGAAAAAUGAAGGAAGCCAAUCACUUGAAUCAAAGCCAAACUCAAAUUAUCCGGGGAUUCCGAGAUGGUAGCUGUAACCUUUUGGUGGCCACUUCCGUACUUGAGGAAGGCGUCGACGUUCGAGCCUGUAAUCUGGUGGUUCGCUUUGACGGAAUUAAAACGUAUUGUGAUUACGUUCAAUCUAAGGGUAGAGCUCGAUCGCCGAAUGCAUUCUACAUAAUAAUGGUACCGGAAGACAAAUUGGAUGAUUUCUUAGACACGUUGUCUGGUUUCCACUCCAUUGAGCAAUCAUUGCUUGACCCGUCCUCCCUCACACUGUCCAGCGUGACGGAAGAGGAGCCCGUCGACCGACAAAUAGAAGAAUACUGGCAGACUAGAAUACCUCCGUACUGCCCUGUACCCGGUGGACCCCGAAUUACUCUUUUAAGUUCUAUUGGAUUACUUAACUGGUAUUGCGCUUCUUUGCCGUCAGGAGGAUCUCCGACAGCACUCGUUCCUUAUUGGACAAUGCUUGAAAUUGGUCGUCAUAACUGGAUGGAAUUAGACGCGAAAUGUGUUGAUCAUCUACGUGGGACAUCGAGCAAAUUUCCACUUUACCAGUGCAGCAUACUAUUGCCACUGAAUGCGCCGUUGAGAGAGGAAUUGAUUAGCAAAAUACUGCCUUCAAAACGUUUGGCCAGGCAAGAAGUAGCUUUUCAGGCUUGCAUACGUCUUCACAAACUUGGCGAAUUAGAUGACCAGCACCUGUUGCCUCUGAGUAAAAGCAUUCCCAUCGAUGAGGAAGACGAUGACAUCUUUUUUAACUUUGACUCAAAUAAUCCGCAAGAAAAUGAUUUCUAUCCUAGAGGAAUUGCUAGCCUCUUUGAUCAAAAACUUGUGGCUCCUUACCACCUUUAUUUGAUCACAUACGAACUGGAGAAUAGUUCGACGGCUGUUCAGCAAGAAGGUGUUUUCAACCCAAACUAUGCUGAAAGACGUUUAGGAUUUCUGUCGAGUCGAAGGUUACCCCCAGUCAACCCGUUCGGACUGUUCUCUCCCGCGGGCCAGUUUAAUGUGGGAUUUCAAGAAAUUCAUAACCACCAACCAUUGAGUGACGUAGAUAUUGAACUAUGCCAUCGUUUUCAACAGUUUGUCUUCGAAAGAAUCCUCGAAUUUCCGCAAGAUGAACAGUACAAUCGCGAAAAAUGCAGUUACGUGAUUGUUCCAAUGAAUUCAGCAAACAAUCAAAUAGAUUUGGAUUUCAUACGUCACCAACUGGACUCCACAGUCCCUGAUUGGCAAGACCAUUCGUCAGGGGAUAGCAAUUUUUAUCAAGUUUACCGCGAUGCAGUCGUUAUUUCUCAGCAUAACCAAGCGAAAGGAAAAUCUCGUUAUUACUACGUCAACACCAUUCGCCGCGACCUAACGCCAUUAUCACCUUUCCCUAAUAAAGCCUUUCCUACUUACCUUGACUAUUACCGGGAUCGCUAUUGCAUUCAGAUAAGGAAUCUCCAACAAUCGCUUCUAGAGGUCACCAAGGAAUCGCUUAAAUCAUUUAAUUUCCUGACGCCCAAGUACGUGAACCGCAAAGGAGCAACGGAGAAGGACACGAAACUAAGAGGAGCCAUUCAUUUUAUACCGGAAUUAUGCCAUGUCCACCGCUUCCCUGCGUCUAUGUGGAGACAAAGUGUUUGGAUACCUUCGAUAUUCUAUCGCCUUAACUCACUUCUAUUGGCUGAUGAAUUGAGGAUAGAAAUCCGGAACGAAACGGGCCUUGGGCAUGAAUUGUCAUUUUUACAAUCAGGUGUUCCAUGCUGGGAGCCUCUUGAAAUCAAAGUGAACUCGUCAGUUGACGUGGCGAAAAGAAUUGCCAACGAUUCUGGAUCAAAGAUCCAAUUAGUCAAGGAGGAUGUGUUUGGAAACAAAAACGGUUUCAGUCAAAACCCUUUGACACUGUCAGACGCUAUAGAAGAUCAGAUGGAUUUAAAACAUUCACUAUGGAACGUGGAUUUGUUCUUUUCGGAGACAAACAAGAGUUCUACGAAGGUCGAAAAAUUGAAGUCCAAAACUAAUGAUUAUGUCAAUGGUGAAGAUCAUUUUGCACCCACUGUAGAAGUACAAAAUGUCCACUUUGAUGACGUUGUCACAAAGACUUUGACUGGUCCGUCUCCGGGUGAACUGUUACAAUCACUUACCACAUCGGUAGCUAACGCUGGUUUUAAUUUGGAGCGUUUGGAAGUCAUCGGUGACUCAAUUUUAAAACUAGCAACCAGCAUUCACAUCUAUUGCAAAUCCCCAAGUCACUUUCAUGAGGGGAAAAUGACCCAUUUACGGAUAAAACAAGUGUGUAAUGCAAAUUUAUUCAAACUGGGGAAAAGCAAAUCGAUUCCCCGAUUUAUGGUUGCCACUAAAUUUUUACCAAAAGAAAAUUGGCUCUCACCCUGUUAUUUUCCCAACAACGUAGACAGCGAUGUGGAAAGCUUGGUGAAACCGAAUGUUAAAUUAUGGCAGAGGAUUAGGAAGAAAACCAUAGCGGACUCGGUGGAAGCAUUGUUCGGUCUUUACCUUACACUUCAUGGAAUAAAAGGAGCACUAAAGGUCAUGCGAUGGAUGGGGGUCGAUGUUCCAGAUCCCGGCGAAGGCACCUUUUCCUUCGGUGGUUCUACACCACAUCCUUUGUUAGUUGACUUUCCCCAGGCUGAACUCCAUCUUGAAGACCAUCUUGUGGGUUUCGACGCUCUGGAACGCAGCAUCAACUUCCGUUUCCGCAACCGUUUUUAUCUGCUUCAAGCCUUCAGUCACGCUUCAUACCAUAACAAUCGGAUGACCAGUUGCUAUCAGCGUCUUGAAUUUCUAGGCGAUGCCGUGUUUGAUUAUCUGAUUACUAAAUACCUGUACGAAACACGCCUGUUUCAACUCACGCCCGGUGCGCUGAGUGACAUGAGAUCGGCGCUAGUAAAUAAUGUCACGUUCGCCGUUUUGGCCGUACGGAAUGGAUUUCAUCGUUUUUUAAAGCAUAUGGUUCCCGACGUGCAUCAAUCGAUCGACAGAUUCGUUCAACAGCAGGAAAUGUGUGACCACGCCAUACCUGACGAGUUUUCCCUGGUAGGGACAAAAGACGAUCCAAUGGCCGAAGACAUUGAAGUGCCCAAAGUGUUGGGUGACAUUUUCGAGUCGUUAGUCGGCGCCGUCUUUCUCGAUUCAGACAUGUCUUUGGAUGUGGUUUGGCGAAUUUUUUAUCCAUUCGUCCGUGACGAAAUCGAAGCUUGCACUCGAACAGUUCCGAAAUCUCCCAUCAGGAAACUUUACGAAAAAUAUCCGGGCAAGGUGGAAUUCAAAAGCCUCGGAAAACUGCCAGACGGUCGUAUUUGUGUAGGAGUGGAAAUUAUGAACAAUGGGCGAUUGUAUAAAGCGGUGGGUAGAAAUACCCGCAUCGCUAAAAACACUGCAGCUAAGUAUGCCAUCAGUCUACUUGAAAACUGAUACGAUUUCUACGCAAAGUCUCGACGAAGAAAUUGUACGCGAAUUUCAAUCGUUACGUAUGCCCAGAAUUCAAUUCCUCCAAAAAUUUCCGGUGCCAGUUUGUUACCCCUACCAGUGGCGUCCAGUUUACGUAAUUAUCAAGAAAGGUAUUUUAACUGAAACAAAUUCAAUCGAUCCAAUAAUAACAGAGGCAAAAGCCAAAGACAAAGUA
Messenger RNA from Daphnia magna, 6419 nucleotides. Its product is annotated as endoribonuclease Dicer. The record is from RefSeq and is a predicted model, not a curated record. Lineage: Eukaryota; Metazoa; Arthropoda; Branchiopoda; Diplostraca; Daphniidae. The coding region runs from base 1484 to 6208 and encodes 1574 amino acids. Gene Ontology annotation, molecular function: DNA binding; ribonuclease III activity; ATP binding. The transcript has 22 exons. Gene Ontology annotation, cellular component: RISC complex; nucleus; cytoplasm. Gene Ontology annotation, biological process: siRNA processing; apoptotic DNA fragmentation; pre-miRNA processing.